AUGCUCAUCAUCGGACUGACAGGCUCAAUAGCCACGGGCAAAUCAACCGUCUCAACCAUCCUCUCAACGGCCCCCUACUCCCUCCCAAUAAUCGACGCAGACGUACUAGCCCGCAAGGUCGUCGAACCGGGUACGGCAGGCUACAAAGCAAUCGUCAACUACUUCGGCCCGAGCACCCCAGACCUUCUCCUAGAAGAUGGCACGAACCCAUCAGGGAAACCACUCAACCGACCAGCGCUAGGUCGACGCGUCUUCGGUAGCACAGAAGAGCGCAAACGCGACCGCGGCGUCCUAAACGGAAUCGUCCACCCCGCCGUCCGGUGGGAAGUCUACAAAGCCCUGAUCUACCAUUAUCUACGCGGCCAAUGGGCCGUUGUACUCGAUGUCCCGCUCCUUUUCGAAAGCGGCAUGGAUUUAAUCUGCGGCACGGUUAUCGUGGUUGGUGUGCACAAUCCCGAGAUUCAGAUGGCCCGUCUCCGAGCCCGAGAUGCACAUCUUACCGCUGAAGAUGCGGAGAAUAGGGUGCGCAGUCAGGGCGAUGUGCGCAUGAAGGCUAUGCAGGCUGAAUUCCGGGGGACGACGACGGCGCGCGGAGUGGUUGUUUGGAAUGAUGCUGAUCGAGAGGAGUUAGAGAAGGCGGUUAAGGGUGCUAUGGCUAGUAUUACGGCCUCUAGUCCACGAUGGUGGGCUUGGGCGUUGCUUGUUGCGCCGCCUGUUGGGGUUGGGGUUGCUGCGUGGAAUUUGGUGGUGAAUUUUGCGACGAAGAAGGGGUGGGAGAAGAAGAAGAAUGAGGAGAAGGCGAGGCUGUAG
Messenger RNA from Penicillium antarcticum, 810 nucleotides. Its product is annotated as putative dephospho-CoA kinase. Gene Ontology annotation, biological process: coenzyme A biosynthetic process. The transcript has a single exon. Gene Ontology annotation, molecular function: dephospho-CoA kinase activity; ATP binding. The record is from RefSeq and is a predicted model, not a curated record. Bases 1 to 810 code for a protein of 269 amino acids. Lineage: Eukaryota; Fungi; Ascomycota; Eurotiomycetes; Eurotiales; Aspergillaceae.